Molecule: messenger RNA, 1203 nt
Organism: Limanda limanda (common dab)
Lineage: Eukaryota; Metazoa; Chordata; Actinopteri; Pleuronectiformes; Pleuronectidae
Gene: txnl4b
Product: thioredoxin-like 4B
Exons: 3
Coding region: 24-473 (149 amino acids)
Biological process (GO): mRNA splicing, via spliceosome
Cellular component (GO): spliceosomal complex; U4/U6 x U5 tri-snRNP complex; U5 snRNP
Source: RefSeq, a predicted model, not a curated record
AAGACGCCUCGUUAGCCGCCAACAUGAGUUUCUUUUUGCCGAAAUUAACUUGUAAAAAAGACAUAGAUGAGGUUAUUAAAUGUGUGGCGGAGAAAGUCGUGGUUCUGAGGUUCGGCAGAGACGAAGACUCGGUUUGUCUCCAGCUCGACGAGAUUUUGUCAAAAACGUCCCACGACCUCAGCAACAUGGCGUCGAUCUACAUCGUUGACGUGAACAAAGCUCCGAUCUACACGAGAUACUUCGACAUCAGCUACAUCCCGUCCACCGUCUUCUUUUUCAACGGGCAGCACAUGAAGGUGGACUAUGGCUCCCCAGAUCACACCAAGUUUGUUGGCAGUUUUAAGACAAAGCAAGAUUUCAUGGAUCUGAUUGAAGUCAUAUACAGAGGAGCCAUGCGGGGAAAGAUGAUUGUUCAGAGUCCCAUAGACCCUCGGAAUAUUCCCAAAUAUGAUCUCCUCUAUCAUGGGAUUUAAACUCCGGACGUCCACUGUGUGGCCUUACGAUCAUAAUGUUUUAUUUCUGAGAGUCACAUAAAUAUCUUCAACCUUCAGAUACUAAACAACUGCCUGAAGAAAUUUUCAUCUCAAGUGUUGCAGAUAUAUAAAUAUAUCCACUUUCCAACAGAAGGUAAACAUCACAUGACCCCUUACUUUUUGUUGUCUGUUGUGUGUUUGUGAUUUUCUGAUACAUGCACGUUCCAGUCAGUGGUUUCAUCAUAUUCCACUGAUCAACAGGUUCCAGAGGAACAUGAAGGUGCUGUUGAGGAAAAGUGAAAGCUUGUAAAUAUGGAUGUUAAAAAUGCAUCUUUCAUAGUUUUAAAGGAUUUAAAUCUGAGAAAUGCAGAAUGUAAACUGAAACUUUAUUUACUAGAAAACUUCACAGGACUGUUGUGUACAGACACAAACUUCACCCAAACCUCAUAUAGAGUGAGUGUGACUGACUAAGAUAGAACAAAUAUACACGAUAAAAUGGACUUUGUUUAAGAUCCCAUAUUCAAAAGUAUUAACAGCAGGACAUUUGUAUGGUUUUCUCAUUACUCCAUGUUUUACAGAUAGUGUCUGAGUUAAGAUGAAUGAAUCCCUGUAGGUUUGAUGUAAUUUAUUUUUUCCCAUGUAAAAAUGUGUCUUGUGCUUUUUGGAUAUUUCCAAUGGAAAUCAGCUGUUUACCAGCAAAAAGAUAUAUGUUAUGUUGUGGCAAUAAACU